ACUGUCCAAUUUUGCCUUCCCCAGUCCUGCCUGUGCCUGCUCGGUUCCCGUUACAGCUACCCGGAGAUAGCCGCUUUUUGGGCGGAACAUUACGUCAUUUUACCGAAUUUUGUCGCUAAACCCCACUUCUAAAACUCUAUUUUCCAAAUAUCGCAUUUUAAAGUGAUAUUGUUGUUGUUGUUUUGUCGGCCGAGCGGUCUAUUGUAGCCAGAAAGCCUCCGCCGACAAAAAGCCUGUCAGAUGUUGGACGACGCAAAGCUCAUCGAACGUUUUUCCCCGGCGUCCAGUUGACCGUCUGCGGUGAAAGUGUUCACGUUUGGAAGCUGAGGUGCCAUUUUUUUUGGAGGUUCUGGCUUCCGGGGGUAGAAGGAGUGUGGGGGUGGGCGAGAAGAAGACAACAUCCUGAUGCUAGUGAUGGCCAACGAGCCGAUCAUCCUCAACGUCUAUGAUAUGUACUGGAUCAAUGAGUUCACCAGCUCCCUCGGCAUCGGCGUCUUCCACUCAGGGAUCGAGAUCUACGGCCGAGAGUUUGCCUACGGGGGACAUCCUUACCCCUUCUCAGGGAUCUUUGAGAUCACGCCCGGUGAUGCGACAGAACUGGGCGACACCUUUAAAUUCAAGGAAGCCAUUGUCCUUGGCAGCACCGACUUCACCGAGGACGACGUGGAGCAGGUCAUCGAGGAAAUGGGGAAAGAGUACAAAGGCAACGCUUAUCACCUCAUGCACAAGAACUGCAACCACUUCUCCUCAGCACUGUCAGAGAUCCUGUGCGGCCGCGAGAUCCCACGCUGGGUCAACCGCCUGGCCUACUUCAGCUCGUGCGUGCCCUUCCUGCAGAGCUGCCUGCCCAAAGAGUGGCUCACCCCGGCCGCCUUGCAGUCCAGCGUCAGCCAGGAGCUCCACGCCGCGGGCGAUCUGGAGGAGGCCGAGGACGCCGCCGCCACCGCCUCCUUGGCAUCCGUGUCGCCUUCCUCCUCCUCGGGGCCCGCCUCCAUGCCGCUGCAGUCCCGCCACCAGCCCCGCCGGUAGGAGCGAGGACACGUGCGGGUCCGAUACUUUUGGAAUCCAAACAAUCACCAGCCACAUUUGGAUUGGACCAGUUGUCACUGGUUGAAUGGUGCUACUCCUCUCACUUCUGACCCCACUGGGACUUCUUUGGUUUUUCUUCCAAGUUGUGUUCCAGGUUUUCCGAGCCAAACGCCGUCCUGUUUUUUUGGGCUGGGACCGGACCUCAAGAUCAACCUUUUUUUAACGACUUUGGCUAACAGAACCUCCUGCAGGUUAGUUUUUAUUAUUCUUUAGCGGCUGAAGGAGAGUUGACUUCUUUCUUAGUAGCGAGCGCCGUGGUGCCUUCGAGCACGCUUUUUACUCCCAGUGUGUUACCUGGACCUCCCACAAGUCACAGGUCACCUGUUUGGCCUUCAGUAAAGCCUGGAAGAGCGCAUCCAUUGUUUUUGUGUUUUUUUUCCUGAGCACGGCAACAACUUUUUGUCACGUUUGUCAACAUCAGCAGAUGAUGAGCGCACAAUCGAAUCCUCCUUUCAUGGAAAUAUUUUUGUGCCGCCAUGCAAAGCAGGACUUUUCAAUUCAAUCUUUUUUUUUUUUCAAAUUCUAUUUCUCUAAUGUUGACUAUCUUUUGUUCCGUUUUUGUUGACAAAACUCAGGUCCUCCAAAGGUCUUUUCCAGACUUUUUCAUUUGACUGUUUAAUCGUUUUGUAAUGCAGCCUGGCACUUUUUAUACUCUUUGAUUAAAAGAAAACAACCUAGA
Messenger RNA from Nerophis lumbriciformis (worm pipefish), 1768 nucleotides. RefSeq names its product desumoylating isopeptidase 2 (gene desi2). Lineage: Eukaryota; Metazoa; Chordata; Actinopteri; Syngnathiformes; Syngnathidae. The record is from RefSeq and is a predicted model, not a curated record. Gene Ontology annotation, biological process: protein deubiquitination. Gene Ontology annotation, molecular function: deubiquitinase activity.